CAUGACUUACCUGGAAGACGACGCUAGGGUUUCGGAGGCAAUGGAAGAACCGUUAUUCAAGUGUUGCUAACUACUGUGUGUGUAAAGAUGGGGUUGGGUACCAAGUUACGCAAAAAAAUAUAGACUAUGCUUGUGGAAAUGGAGCUGAUUGUACUGGCAUCCUUCAAAAUGGACUUUGCUACAACCCCAACACUAUCAAAGAUCACUGUUAUGCUGUAAAUAGCUAUUAUUAGAGGAAGGCUGCAAAUUUGUGACUUCACUGGAAGUGCAACUUUGACUGCAACUCCUCCAUAUUCCUCUAAUGCUGCAUGUUACCAGACCACAUGAGAAACACUGGAGGUACCACAACCCCAAUUGCACCAGGAACCACAACAAAUCCAGGGAUUGGAACUAGGACCGGCACCGGAACAGACACUGGGACUGGCACAGGCACAGGAAGUAAUACAGGUAUUAACAAUCCAGCUUUUGGUCUAGGACCAUCAGGAAAUGGUGGAUCUGGAAGUAAUACAGGUACCACAACCCCAAUUGCACCAGGAACCACAACAAAUCCAGGGAUUGGAACUAGGACCGGCACCGGAACAGACACUGGGACUGGCACAGGCACAGGAAGUAAUACAGGUAUUAGCAAUCCAGCUUUUGGUCUAGGACCAUCAAGAAAUGGUGGAUUCAACACAGAAGGGAGUGGAUCAGUGACUCUUCAUCAAAACAAAGUUCUUUUCACCAUAGCAUUUUUGUUAACAAGCAGCUUGGUAGUAUGCUUAAGAGUUUAAAGAAAAGUCCGAAAUUAUUAUUUGUCACCAUAAGACCUGGCGAUGCAUUGUGAACUUAGCUACAGUUUAGGUGCACACUUGCACGCUCAUGUUGAUUGAAAGAGAAACAUAGCCUGAUUACUAAAGCUUAACUUUAGCUUUAGUAACCUCAUCAUCGUAUAGUUACAAGUACCCUCUCUCUUUCAAGUAUAUAACCUUGUGUCAUCAUCACUAGAAUGCUUCUAAAACUAAUUAGUACUUUGUGAUUUAUAGUUACAAGUACCCUUUCUCUCUAACGGCUCUCUCUCUUUCUCCCUAUCCUCUCUCGCUCGCACCGGUCCC
Molecule: messenger RNA, 1091 nt
Organism: Capsicum annuum
Lineage: Eukaryota; Viridiplantae; Streptophyta; Magnoliopsida; Solanales; Solanaceae
Product: period clock protein
Exons: 4
Coding region: 309-770 (153 amino acids)
Source: RefSeq, a predicted model, not a curated record